AAGAGCUAGCUUCAUGGUGGUGUCUUCCGAGAUUUUCAAAGGGCAGAAGCAUGACUGGAACAUCCUAUUUUGAGUGCAAUUUUUAGGCAAUCGAGGGAAAAAAAAUGAAUAUAUUUUUUCCAUUCUUUUGGAUCCUGGAAGUGUUUGAAUGGUCACCUUUUGAUUCGAAUCCAAUUGACUGUUUUCUUAAGGGACUUAUAGGAGCGUGUGGAGUGUCAGUCUUUUAUAAUUUGAUGAGAGUUUAUAAUUUCAUUCAGGCAUGCAGUGAUUCGGAAACUCAAAGUGGAAGCAAGCAGAGAUCAUCCUCCUCCACAAACCCUUUGAGAAGGAAAUGGAAAGCGGCUCUCCAGUUCUGGUUUCUGACUGGAGUUCUGUCUUUGGUGGGCUCAAGGGUCUCCUCCCUCAUUGUGCUGGAGUUUUCCCUCCGAGUUGUUUCUGCAUUGACCUUAGCCGGAGCGGAUGAUGACUCCAGAGGUCUGGAACUGCUCCUAAUCCAGAGUCAGUUCUCCCUGGGCUGCGGCCUCACCUGCACUCUGGCCUUCAUCCAUCAGGGGGCUCCACACAGCUCCUUCGGCUUGCUGCUGGCAGCUGCCCUCAGCUGGGUACUGGCAAGUUACAGCAGCAGUCUGUGGAGCCAUGUGGCCAGACUGUUCCCACAGCACAGAACCGAUUGUUACUGUGGGAAGUGCAUCAGCCUUCUAACCUCUGGACACACCAUGAUGGCUUCACUGCAAAGAGCGGUUAUCUUGGCCUUUGCUACAGCAGCUGUGGCUUCCACCACCACUGUCUAUGAGCACUUCUUAUCCCAGAAGGAUGCCAUGAAAUUCUGGACUCCCCUGACACUCUGCUACACUAUGCUGGUGGCCUAUAACCAAGAGGAACAGAAGCGAAUGACCGUUACAGAGACCCUCCUGCGCACCGUAGUGUUGCGACUGGGAGGCUUGCUGGUGCUUAUGCUGGCAGUGGGAUACUGGUCAGAUGUUCUCCAUGUCCUCAUCGCCUUUCUGGGAGAAGGAGUCUGUCUGCUGCCUGCUCAGGAUCUGCUGCAGGCUGCAGUAAAGGAAGAACAAGAGAGCAGCAAACUACAAACAGAGGUCCGACCACAUCUUAAGGAGGAGAAAAAGAGUCGAUGACAUGGCAUCCAAACAAAGCAUCAUGGGUUAAAAGAAUGAUCUGGGUGUUUUUAGAAAUGUUUCUCAAUUUGCCAAACCUAGUUUUGAAUCUGUUAGUGCACUGUGUUUUAAGCUUAAAACCAAUUGUUCAUGCAAAAUUAUGAAAU
Cyprinodon variegatus (sheepshead minnow) is the source of this 1279-nucleotide messenger RNA. RefSeq names its product transmembrane protein 82-like. The coding region runs from base 105 to 1133 and encodes 342 amino acids. The transcript is spliced from 6 exons. NCBI's taxonomy places the organism in Eukaryota, Metazoa, Chordata, Actinopteri, Cyprinodontiformes, Cyprinodontidae. The record is from RefSeq and is a predicted model, not a curated record.